Molecule: messenger RNA, 8600 nt
Organism: Ctenopharyngodon idella (grass carp)
Lineage: Eukaryota; Metazoa; Chordata; Actinopteri; Cypriniformes; Xenocyprididae
Gene: znf536
Product: zinc finger protein 536
Exons: 7
Coding region: 1154-5521 (1455 amino acids)
Biological process (GO): regulation of DNA-templated transcription
Cellular component (GO): nucleus
Molecular function (GO): DNA-binding transcription factor activity, RNA polymerase II-specific; RNA polymerase II cis-regulatory region sequence-specific DNA binding
Source: RefSeq, a predicted model, not a curated record
AUAAAAAAAAAAAAAAAAAAAUUGCUGAGAGAAUAAGCCUAAUUGUAGGCCUAAUGCAUGCUAAGUUUAUUUUAUUAUUAUUUUUUAUUUUUUAAUGUGCACGACAUAUGUGCUCCUUGGGAAACGCACCUGUAAAGUUAAGUAGCCUACAGGAGUUUUUUUUUUUUUUUGAGCACCUGCCUUUCCCCCUCUUCCUUCUUUUGAGUUACCUGAUUUAUAUCAAAAUCAAUUUAAUCAAUCAAUCCAUCUGUAUUCUGACAUCCUUGUCCUUUUCUCCAAAGUCACGCGCAGUCGCAUUCCCAUCGGAUAUUCUGUUAUUAUUAGCCUAUUAUUAUUAUUACUAUUACCAAAGCGCUCCCAUAAUUACAACAUAAUCAUUAUAUAAUCCCACAACAAAGAGUUUAUUGAAACAGUAGCUUUUGUCAACUGCCGGGACACUGAAUGUACAAUUGCCUUAUUCUGCGUCUCAGUCCUCGCGUAAAAGCAACAUCGGCCUGAGCGCUGAAGUUCAGCCCCAAAAAAGUUUCAUGUCCUCACCGAAGUACCUUUUCAGAGGACCUUCUCCCACGUCUCUGAGCGCGUGUCUCGACCGCUGUCUGGACCCCUUUUCCUCUUUCUGUGAUGAAGAGGGAGGUUGUUGGUUAGGCUACGCGCCCCGCUGAGUGGCAAUUUCAUCUCAUAUUUACAAACUGAUAAGCUUUCUCGUGCAUUUGUUUUAAAUAUGCGCUCCUGUGUGACGCGUUAGCAUAUAAGAGUGGGAAAAAAAGCGCUUCCCGUCUUGGCCGGUCUCUGUUUGUGUGCAUGUAUGUAUGUGUGUGUGCGUGUGUGAUUGUGUGCAACAUAACCGGCUUAUUUACAUUAAAUACGCCACAAGGUUACAGUGCAGAUGAGCGUCAUUUUAUCACUCAUUACUUCUCUCUUAUACUGACUGAUGCUCGCGCUCUCCGCUCAUCUCACUGGACUUUUUCUCGAGGAUACAAGACUUCAGAUACUUUCUCCAAAAGCUGACAGUGUGUCCCGGUCCUUGGUAUCUCACAGAGUAAGACUCAUCGCUGCUGUCAUCGCUUGUUGCCGUACAGACUCAGUGGCGGGGUGAGUCACGGUCUCUUCAACCUGACGGGCCCCGGACCAGUAUGCAGUUAGAGUAAUCAGGAUGGAGGACUCUAGUUUGUGCCUUGGUGUAUCCUCGGUGGUCCCGGAUGCUGACACCCAUCUCAGCAACGCAGUACUUAAUGGCCGCUACCCAAUCAGUCAGAAACUGCAUCAGCUGACUGCUCAGCUGGGUCAUGCCUUUCCUGAACUACAGAGUCGCCAACAGAUCCCAGAGGAAAAGGCAGCCACCCCGCUGGAUGAAAAAACCCAUGCUGCCUUAGCUAGUCAGCCAAUAAGCAGUCAGAUGGCCUUACUGGCCAACCAGCUUAACCGUGACAUGGAUGUGGGAGCCCUGAGUGGUCUCAAUGGCCGUGUUGAUUUGCAACAAUUUCUCAAUGGGCAGAACUUAGGAAUAAUGUCCCAGAUGAAUGAUAUAGAAGAUGAUGCACGCAAGAACCGUAAAUAUCCCUGUCCACUAUGUGGCAAGCGCUUCCGCUUCAACAGCAUUCUGUCUCUUCAUAUGCGUACGCACACUGGAGAGAAGCCCUUCAAAUGCCCUUAUUGUGACCACCGAGCUGCUCAAAAGGGUAACCUGAAGAUUCACCUCCGCACCCAUAAAUUGGGAAAUCUCGGUAAGGGCCGUGGCCGUGUACGUGAGGAAAACAGGCUUCUUCAUGAACUAGAAGAGAGGGCCAUUUUACGUGAUAAGCAAAUGAGGAACAGCUUGCUGCAGCCCUCUCAACCUCUUCCACCCCACUUGGGUAUCCAGAGUCACAACCAGCAACAGCCUGGUUCUGCCUGCGGCCUGCUCACUCCAACCAGUAUUGGUGGCUCACCUGAUGGACUGACCCAGCCGUCUGCCUCACCUAAGCCAGCAGGUACCAACCUGCAAGAUGAGCAAGCCCUCAACCCAGCCCAAGGAUUCCGGUGCACUUUUUGCAAGGGUAAAUUCAAAAAGCGUGAGGAGCUAGAGCGCCACAUUCGCAUUCUUCACAAGCCCUACAAGUGUACCCUGUGUGAAUUUGCUGCUUCCCAGGAGGAGGACCUCAUCAGCCAUGUGGAAAAAACCCAUAUCACAGCUGAAUCAGCCCAGGGACAGGGUACAGGAGCUGGCAGUGGAGAGAAGCCAAACAAUGAAUUUCGCUGUGAGGUUUGUGGCCAGGUCUUCAGUCAGGCUUGGUUUCUGAAAGGCCACAUGCGGAAACACAAGGACUCCUUUGAACAUUGCUGCCAGAUCUGUGGACGUCGUUUCAAGGAGCCCUGGUUCCUGAAGAAUCACAUGAAGGUGCAUCUAAACAAGCUUGCUAUAAAGAGCAAGCCCCCUGUUGGUGGAGGAGGUGAUGAAGAUGGACCCUCUGUGAACAGCAUGAGCAGCCUGGCUCAAGAAGCCCACGCAAACCUGUAUUCACGAUACAUUUCUUGUCUGCAAAGUGGUUUCCUCACACCCGACAAACAAGGCCUGGCUGAACAGCAGCACCAGAUGCUGGCCAAAGCUGGUAUAGCUAUGAAGGAGAAGGAAAUGCUUGGAAAGCUCCUGAGUCCAAUGGCCAGCAUGGGCCACGGCUUAGGGGAAAAUGAAAAGCGCUCACUCUUGGGUUGCCUGAACCUGGUGCCCCCUCUAAAGUCAAGCUGUAUGGAGCGCUUGCAAGCUGCAGCUAAGGUGGCAGAGAUGGACCCCCUGAACAGCUAUCAAGCCUGGCAAAUUAUGGCACGUGGAAUGGCUAUGGAACGCUCCUUCAUGCCAAAAGAGCAGCAUCAUGGGGGGCACGGACAAGAAGAUGAACUUGCCAGUGCAGCUGGGAUUGUUUCCUUUGGGAAAGACAAGCUUGAGCACCCAACCUUAGGCUCUAGUGAUGGUUCCAAGCAGAAGCAACAUCCUGAUGUCCUUCAUGGAGUGAAGACAAGUGGAGGCAUGAUGUCCUUGAAAGAUGAGGGUGUAAGCUUUGAUAGCCACCGUGAGUUCUUGCCUCACCAUGGGGGUCUGGGCCUAGGCCAAGGGCUUGAGUACAGCCUGGCCAGCCUGAAAGAGAAAGCAACUGAGUGUCCUGACUGUGGCAGAGUUUUUAGAACCUACCACCAGAUGGUGGUCCACUCCCGGGUGCACAGCAAGGACCGUCGAUCCCUAGAGGAGAGCUCCCAGCAUGGUCUGGACGAAAGGCGUGGCUCAGCUAGCGACCCUGAAUCUCAGUCCAUCAGCCGAUCCACCACCCCGGGAUCCUCCAAUGUGACAGAGGAAAGCGGUGCUGGAGGCGGACACUCCCAAACAGGCAGUGUGCAAGAUGACAGUCCCCACCCUUCUUCUCCAUCUUCAGAUGUCGGGGAUGAGAUGGCAAAACCUGUGAGUGCUGUCCAGCCCCCCACUACCCAGCACCGGGAAAGGAGUGUGGGUUCAAGCAUGAAGGACUGCCCCUACUGUGGCAAAUCUUUCCGCACCUCCCACCAUCUGAAGGUCCACCUAAGAAUACACACAGGUGAAAAGCCCUACAGGUGCCCUCAUUGUGACUAUGCAGGCACUCAGUCAGCUUCUCUGAAGUACCACCUGGAGCGCCAUCACCGUGAGCGACAGAAUGGAAGCGGCCCCUCAGCCAACCACCCUCCAUCUUCUGAACACAAAGAUGACCACGGCAAGAACAGCAGCGGCAGUGGGGUCUUUGCUCGUCCCGAUGUCCUUCGUGGGGUGUUUAAAGGCAUGAUGCCCUCUGGUCUUGACUUCAGAGGGGGUCAAAUGCUCCCACACCAGUGGGCUCCACCAGGAAUGCUCUCACCCAGAGACAGAGACCGUGAAAGGGAACGUGAUCGCCAUGGACCAGGGCCAGAGCCCACCACAGAGAACAUAAAGAGUCCUGAGGGACCAGCCUCUGCAGGGGACAGUCCUGCUAGCUUCUCUGACCUGGGCCGGGCCUACCAGAGUAUGGUGGGAAAUGGAGUCAACUUCCAGGGCUCCCUGCAAGCUUUUAUGGACAGCUUUGUCCUCAACUCCAUGAAGAAGGAGAAAGAGAUGAGAGAAACUCAGCUGCAUGGUCAGCACUUUAGCCAGGAGAGUGCCGAGGCCAAGAACAAAAGAGCCAGUGAGGCCAACCAGGAAGAGAAUCCCACCAAUGAUGUCAAGCCAGCUGAGGGUGGACGCUCACAGUAUGAGCCUCUGGAUUUGUCUGUUAGACCUGAAGCAGGGUCCCUCCCUGGAGCCUCUAUCACCAUCCAGGACAAUGUCGCCUGGCAUGGCUGCCUCUUCUGCUCUUUCACAACUGCCUCUGUGGAGCUGAUGGCCCUCCAUCUCCAAGCCAACCACCUUGGUAAAGGCAAGUGUGGCCCAGGCAAAGAUACUAAGGAGCACCUCCUGGGAGAGCCUUCCCAUGCUGGCAAAUCUACUGGCUUGGCUCCUCCACCACCAGGCCUUCUUCAUCACCAUGAGGGAGCCCCGUCCAGGGACAGAGAGAAUGAGUCUGGGGAUCUGAAGGGACAAGCAGGCUGGUCCAACCAUCUGGAGCAGCCCCCGCAUGGAGCCUCCAUUGGAGCAUUCUCCAGUGACUUCUACAAGCCCUUUGGUCCUGUGUAUGAUGGCUCUGCUAGAGGGCCUGUUGGAUUCCUGGACCAGCAGCAAAUUCAGCCCAAUGAUAUGGGUGGUCAAGGCCCUUUGGACGACCUAUCCGACAAGGCAUCUUGCAGCGAGAUAGAGGCAUCUGAGGAACAUGGUGGCCAGUCUGAAGAAGAUGAAAUGAGUCGUGACAAAUCGUUACCCAACCCCACUGUUACAGAGAGGCAUAUGCAUUCAGAUAAUGAAGAGGAGCCCGGAGAAGAAGAGGAGAUGGAGAUGGGUGAUGCUGAGGAGGAGGAUCGUGGAUCCAUGCAAAUGCUUCCCGAAUCUCCAUUGUCAGCGAAGGACAUCCAAAGGUGCAAGCUAACAAUGGGCCCCCAAAGCUCUGGGCUUUCUCCCCCUCAUCCUUCAACCCCUGAGAAGCAGUGGCAGCAGACAGGCCUUGGUCUUCUGUCCUCAAGCGGUGGUCCUCCUGGCCUGAUAAAGCCUGAUCAGGCCCACCUGGAGCACCAGAUGAACAUGCUAUCUGUCCUGCGGGCCUACAGUUCAGAGAACCUCGCAGCCUUCAAUGGAGGCCUUGGCGGCGGCUCCAAUGGAACAGGCAGUGGCACCAGCAGCAUGAAAAGAAAUGACCCCUCUGGUCAUGGAGGUCAAAGGCCAUUUCAGUGCCGCUACUGCCCCUACAGCGCCUCUCAGAAAGGCAACCUGAAGACCCACGUUCUGUGUGUUCACCGCAUGCCCUUUGACAACAGCCAGUACCCGGACCGACGCUUCAAACGUUCUCGCAUAGACUCUGAUGUCUCUGGGAACUCGGAAGACGGGAAUCUUCCCUCCUCCGGCCAGGUGAACACAGGAGAAGGUAUUUCUAGUGAUACUCCUCGUUCUCUCGAGUGAAGCGACGUAAAGCUCGAUCCAGGGAUUUCUAAGGACCUUCAGGGGUUUGAAGUGUUAAUGUCACAACAUCAUACAAGCAUUACCACUGCAUCAUUCUAAAAGAAACAUGAAGAAAUUCAAAAUACUUCUCCCUAAAAAAAACUAGUAUUCCAUAAGUUGGGGAUCAUAAACUCUCAAAUCAAAACACUUCGGCCUAAGUAAUGUUCUGUGAAGCACAGGAUAGAGAUGAUGAAGUAGAGAAACCUGAACCAUAUUUCUGAUGAGUCUGAAACUAAAUACUUGCCUCUUAUUGGAGUUGCCUGAAUUGAACAUUGAAGAGACAUUACUGAAGAGGAAAAAAAAUGACAACGUUAAAAAAAAGACUGUCAUUAAAUUCCUCAGAGUGUCUUUUGUCCCAAAAAUAAUGCUUUUAUCAGAAAAACGAUCCGCACCAACGAUUUCGCGACAGUUGGAAGGGAAAGAAAGAUGGAGGGGAGCUGUUGAGCACACCCUUCAAGAACAUGACACCGCCAGUGGCCAUUUGCCCAGCGCCACUGACGCACAGGGAUGGAGUGAGCGGACCGAGGGAUGUGGAUGGUGAAAUGGGGGGGUUGGGGCGUUUGGUGCCAGCCUGACUGGAGCUGUCAUCACAGAGGAAAUCAAUUCAACCCCCCUCCCACGCUGCUUCCAUUCACCCCCACCCCCACCUCCCCAUUUUGCCUCUCCUCACUCUUACAGAACACGUCAAGAGAAACCUUAGUCGCCUGUACAGCCAGGCCGCAGAAGGGUCAGCCUCAGACCUGUCUGACGACUAGUAGCACUUCCUAUCAGCCUCCCUCAUUCCCUCCUUUCCUCCUGUUAUUUCUACCAUGAAAAAAGAAACGAAAAAAAAAAAGAGACCGCCGAUAACAUUGUAUAAUAAUCAGUGGAUAGUUUUCUUCUUCUUCUUUUUCAUUGUUGUGUUUAGGAUGUAAUUUGUAUGUCACUUAAAGUGACACAACAGAAUGGCGGAGACACAUUAAAUGUGCUUUACUUCAAUUCAACACUUCUUAACAAUUAAAAAAAAAAAAAAAGUAAUUUUGUUGUUCUUGAAGAAGGUGCUGCUUCCCUUCUAACUGGUGGACUUUGGGUGAAUACUGACUGUGUAUAACCAAGAAGGUGAAUAUGUUAUUUGUUAAGUGUGACUUGGAAAUAAUAUGAAGGAACCGUAGCGCUUUUGUGGGGUUUGUUGACCCGCAGCGGGACUACCUUCUUUAUAGAGCUCUUGAGAAAGCAGCACUAUGAAGGCACUGUAGAUAUGAAGUAUAUAGAUAAUCACUUCUCUGCUACCUGUCUGUACACUUCAGGGUGGCAUUUAUGGGUUUGUUUGUUUGUUUUUUAUGUUUUGAUUUCCCUAAAAAUCUUUUUUUACUUACAGAUUUUUUAAUGUUUGAUUUUUUUUUUUUUUUUAAUGCCAUGGAUCAUCAUGGCCCCAUUUUUAGUGUAUUUGUUGUCCUGAAUGUUCCUCUACUAAAAGAGAUUAACAACACAGACAGUUUGGAUCCUAUGAAGUCAAGCCUCUUAAAGAACAAAAUAAAGUGUAUCAACUUUCAUUGUACUUCCUUUUAUUGAAGGCUAGGAGGGGUUAGAAGGUAAAUAAGUAUUGUGGGGGGUUAGAGAUGCAAGGGGGGGUGGGGGUGGGGGGGUUGUUAUUAAUGUUUUGUGAUAAACAGAAAUGAUCCAGACUUUAAGAAAGUCAAUAUCUUCCCGCUCAGCACAGGGAAGCUCAGCACUUAAACCCCAGGGCCUUUCGGCUGCUCUAUUCACGCCGAGAGGAGUUUAGAGGACUCACAAAUACCCGCCACACUCCUCACUAAGCAGUAAAUAAAAACAUAAACCCUUAUCAGAGUCCUAAGACCACAACAUCUCAAGAAAAAAAAGAGAGGGAAAGAUAGAAGUUGAAAAUGAUAGAAGUGGUCUAGAAAUAGUGCACAGAGAUUUUACAAGUUCAGACAAACUGUAUAGAGGUUCCAAGCAAUGGUUCUUUAAUUCACCGUAACGCAAGGAGAUACUUAAGUCUUUUUGGUCUGUUCUUUGUUGUUGUUCUUUUCUUCUUCUUUUUAUUAAGAUUUAUUAAGAGUUCUCACUGCCUUAAAUCGAGUUGAUAAAUUUAAUACAACUAUUUGUAUGAGCUCUGCUAGAGGGGCAACAUUUGAAAGUAAAGGCAUACUUUGUGACUGCAUUGAGCUUUAGAGGUUUCAACGCACUACUGUGUUUUCUGGUGACUGUCAGUCGCUUGCUUUUCUUGUGUGUAUGUAAGUGUGCACACUCCAACUUAAGUAUAUUAGAGUAAAAAAAAAAAACUUUUAAAAAAGAGAGAAAAAAAGAAAGGUAAAAAAUAAAAAGACAUUCCAUUCAUGGCACUUUUUCUUUGCUUUUUCCAGUAAAUCUGACCUAUUGGAUCAUGUUUGGAGCUCUGAGACAGGCAAUAAUUCCUUUAGUGACACUGGAAGACUUAUUUUGUAUAGUGAUUGUCCAUCCCAUAAGUUCAGGUGCUAAUGUGUUCACAUUAUCCCCCCUUAUUAUUAUUAUUAUUAUUAUUAUUAUUAUUAUUAUUAACUCCAUUCCUCAAUAAGAAUCUGAAACCAUGUCAUUUUCACUGGUACAGUCAUUUGCAUAUUUUAGAGCUCUACAAUAUUGUGCUUCUUGGGGAAAGAAAAAAAAGAAAAAAAAGAAAGAAAAGAAAAUCAUGUCAGUUUUCUUUCUCUCUAUAUGAUAUUCUAUUGUAUGUGACCAUGAACAUUAUACUGUUCAACAUUCCUAAAUGAAGAAUAUUUCUAUAUCAGAGAACUUGCAGAGGAGGCUAGAGGAUUAUAUUGCUACUUUAUAUGCUUUUAACAAGUAGAUGACUUGUUAUUGUAUUUAAGGAUUAUUCCUGGUCAUUAUUUAUUGUCAUUCAUCUGUUUGACAAAAGAAGAGAAAAGAAGUAUUCUGAUGAACUAUCAAGAAGUUGUUUUUAUUUCAGCAAUGGCUGUUUUCUUUCUGCUGUUUAGAAGUUCUAAUGUCUUUGAAGCAGUACAGUUUUAUCCAGUGUUUUACGCAAUAAAAUCUCUACCUCUUA